CUCCAACCAGACAACCUAAACUGCUGGUAGCACAGAUCUCGUUUGAGGCUAUUCCACGGCACGGCCCUUGUCGACCUCCAUGAUUCAAUAGCAUACCUACCUUAGGCUACCACAAGUGCAUAGGUCAUCUGUCCUCCCUCAUUUUGUCACAGCCUUAUUGUACCUGCGCCUGAACCGUCCUUUUGAUACCCUCGAAUCGCCCUGCACCCUCUGGCCAAUCCUAUCCCCGCCAGUGCCAUAACUCUUAUUCAUUCCACCACCUUGAUGCGAUGCUAGUCCAUCAUGGGCGCAUCAGAGUCAAAGCUGGUCUUCAAACAGGGCAUCUUUAGACUCUCCGAAGAGAGAAACAUACCGGCUAACGACCCUUAUUGGACAGGUUUUUGGGAAUUGCCAGAGUCGGUGGAUGAUGUCUUCAGCUUAUUCUCCCCAGCAGACGUUCGAAGAACUCGUGAUGCGGCGCCCGAGAACCUCGAAACCCUCAUUCUGGCGGUGACAUCUCGCCUGAACGUUCUGAGAAACCACCCCUCCUUUCCUGACCCGGAACUUGCUCCAGAAAGAGAUGCUCUCAACUGCAUAAGAGUUCUUACACGACUCUUGCCCUUCAUAUAUGAGGCCGACCACUUGGCAGAAUGGGAAGACAAAUUCUUUUGGGGCAUGCGCCGACGGAAGACGAGGAGAGCCCAAGUUGCUGGUGAGGUCUUGUUCGAUGACACCCAAACUCAAGACAAUGACACACCCGUACCGGAUGACGUGUAUGAACAAGUCAAACCCCUGGCAGAAGAACUCAUCGACAGCUUGUCCGACCUUCUCUUCUUUGCCGAGUUCACCAUUCCUCUCCUGUCUCAGGCCAAGAACAAGGUUCAUUAUGCUAUCUGGCAGAGUGGCGUCGGCUGCAAGUCCUCCAUCCCAACAAACAAGGAGUUCGAGAGCAACCGAUGCGAGGUCCUGAGAUUACUCCUCACCAUGACAGGAAAGGCCAUGUAUCUCCCAUCAAAUAUACUCCCGGUCCAAGGUGUGAGAGCGACCACGUACUUGACCACCUGCUCCGACAAGCAAAUCGUCUUGUCAGUCUUGUGCUCUUUGAUCAAUACCACCAUAAAAUCCAAUGUUACCUCGUGGCGACUACCAUAUGACCACAUGGUGCGGAAGGAUUCCCAACAAGCCCUCGUUGUGUACAGUCUACAACUGCUCCUGGUACUGCUCCUCUACACCGUUCCUGAAGAGGGGAAUGGAACACCACCAAAGAACUAUUAUCGACAUUACCUAGGACGAUUACAUAGGCCGGAAGAUUUCCAGUUUCUUGCAGACGGCAUGACAAGAGUUCUAAGUCAACCAAUGCAAGCGACGGCCUCCUAUCUACCCGGGAGCCAGAAGUCCAUCAGGUGGGCGCCCGAAAUGAUCAUGCUGUUUUGGGAAGUGCUGCAAUGCAACAAGCGCUUCCGCUCCUUCAUCAUUGAAUCCAACCGAGCACACGACUUUGUGAUAUUAAUGAUCUUCUACGCCAUUGAGCACAAAACAGACUCAUCGCGACAAGGGAUAGUGCGAAUGUGCGUGUUUGUGCUGCAGACGAUGAGUGUGGAGGCAACAUUUGGACAGAACCUCAACAAGAGAUUCGAAGCACAGGAAACAUUACCACAGUCAAUUCGGUUGGCCAAUUUCCGGGGAACAUAUGCCGACUUUUUACUGGUGUCAAUUCACACCUUGAUCACAGGAAGCAAGGGAAAACUCGAUGCCGUGUACCCUGCACUGCUGGCCAUCAUUAACAACAUUGCCGCUUAUAUGCAGCAUCUGUCACUCGCUACCAGCACUCGACUGGUGCAGCUGCUGACAUCAAUGUCGAUGCCGAGUUUUCUGCUAGCCAACGAAAGCAAUCACACUCUCCUCCGGGCAUUGCUGGAGUCCAUCACAACAAUGAUCGAGCACCAGUACAAAUCCAACACCAACCUGAUCUUUGCGGUAUGGAGGGCGCGACGGAGGAUUGAAGCCUUGAGGCAGUUCACACUCGAAGGUGGCCAACAAGAAAUCGAGAGAGCGGCCCAAAGACAAAAGGAACAAGUCUUGACCGAUGUCAGCAACGGCUUGUCGAGAUCGCCUACGGCAGACACCAUCACCUCACCGACAGGGGGAAACUCGACAUCGUCCGGAGCGGACGGGGUGGACGAUAGCUUUGUCAUUGGGGAUUCAGAUGAGUCUGACGAUGAUGACAAAUUGCCAACUCCUUCACAAUCAACCCGAUCCCCACGAAAUUCGAGGACACCGUCUUUGGCGUCGUCUUCGGCGGCGGCCGAAGAUCAUGUCCCUGUUCAAUUGGUAGGCAUGUCUGAAAAGGCGCGGGGCAAGAUGCCGGCAGGAGCACCGACCUUUUCCCGCCAGAACAGCACGACAAGUCUGUCAGCAACUUCAUCCUAUGGCAGUCGUGGUAUUUUCACCCCUACGGCGGAGUGGCUCGAAACGUGGCUACCAGACUUGCCACUGCAUACAGUGCUCACGGUAAUCAAAGUGCUUUCGGCACAUCCCAGUGCCCCAGAACGUUCUAGCGGUUCUGGUCAGUCACUUGGUAAUAACCCACCGUCGGUGGCAUCAUCUCGUCGAUCGUCAGUAGCCAAUGAUGAGCAUUCGAUCACCGAUUUCCGAGCAUACAUUCCAACGACGGCGAACCACCCGGCAAUUGAGCCGAUUCUAGCAUCACCGACAUCGAUCCGAGUCCAUUUGUUCGAGUGGUCCCCACUUUCGCUGGGGUGGUAUAUGUCGGUUCUGUGGUCGCUCAUCUUCACGGCAGAAAUGACCAUCGCUCCCGCUGCCGGCACUGCAGCAACCCUGACAGGCAACGGAGGCACUGCUGGACCUGUGGGAACAUGGAAUUCAACCCACGUCAAGCUAUUCCAAGUGGCGACGGAAGGGCGACGAGAGGGACCUAGCCUCAGCCAGCCACGAGGGGCGGUAGAUGCUGUUGGCAGCCGACUUGUUCAGGGAGUUCAAGGGUUGAAUCUGGGAGGGUUGGUGGGUCGAGUUGGAGGAGGUGUGCGCAGCCCAGCGCAGCCAGCAUCUGCUGGCUCUCAAGACGGACGAAAUCCCAGACCUAGCAUGAGAGAGGUGUAGGGACUGACAGGCGCCGCCGGGGAACGGAAUAUUUUUACAGGGACGACGAUUGAGAAGUGGCGCAUUCGAGCAAGCCUGCGCAUGAGUCUUUAAUUAGAGUCUUUAUCUUGGGGGUCUUUUUUUCCGCGGGCCAAAGGUACCAAUCUAGGAGCCAGACGAGUCACGUGAGAUGUGUAGAGAACUCAUGGCGAGGGCAGGAGCGACCGUCAAGAAGGAAGGGACCGAAGGGAGUUGGUCUACGGGGCAAGUGCAAGGCGGGAUGACACUUGGGUAGCUACACUCUAAAGGCACAGCUAAAAGCCCUGCUUUUAUGUGUACCUUGGCUGCAUCAAUGCCCUUAGGUACGAAGAUAGGAACUCAUCAAUUGCAUAAUUUAUAG
This is a messenger RNA of Exophiala mesophila, 3478 nucleotides long. RefSeq lists its product as uncharacterized. The coding region runs from base 283 to 3099 and encodes 938 amino acids. Gene Ontology annotation, cellular component: Golgi trans cisterna; membrane; Golgi medial cisterna. The transcript has 2 exons. Lineage: Eukaryota; Fungi; Ascomycota; Eurotiomycetes; Chaetothyriales; Herpotrichiellaceae. The record is from RefSeq and is a predicted model, not a curated record.